AUGGCGGCGGUCGUGCUCGACACGUCCGACGCGAUUUCCACCGCGCCGCCCGUCCAAGUGCAAGUGAUCAGCCAAUGGGAGACGGCGCUUCAGAGCAUGGUGGAGGAGAAGGUCCGCUCGUGGUACAAGCUGGCCAAUCAGGGCAUUUUCACGCGCCGCCGCACAAAAGGCGGGAAAAAGCACCACCACCACGACGCGCCGCCCCUGAAGCAGCAGCAGCGAGCGGUUCACCGCGAUGCGGGGGAGCAUCACUCCGUUAAGCACGGGGAGCAUCAGCAUCACUCGGUUAAGCACCACAAGAAGCACCACCGAGGAGCGGAAAACGCGGCGGCUCCGGCGCAUGCGGUGGACGUGCGCGUGGAGUGCGAGGAGGUCGCUGCGGAAACCACGCCGCUGCUUACGGCGAGCCGGACGCAGCAGCUGGAGCAGAAGCUCCUUAAGGGGGAGCGGGUCCGCGCUGUCUGGGGCAUCGUGACGGUGGGCAUUCUCGUGGCGCCGGCGUGCGCGUGCGCGCUCUUCGCGCUGCUCUUCCCCGCCCUCCUGCCCUCCUGCCUCGCCAUAUGGGCCAUCGUCGAGGUGGUAUUUGUCGCGAUUCGCUACCAGGAGCUGCGCCGCGCCAGCGACCACCGCCCGGAGCUCCCGCUACCCUCUCUCGGGAGCGUCUCGGACCUGCUCGGCCGCAUCUUGAAGCUCAAGGGCAUUGUCGAUGCUCGUUAUUUCUUCGAGGGCUGGUUCCACAACACGCCUCUCGAGCGCCUCACCCGCGAGCACAUCAAGCAGUUCAUCUCGUUCGGGUUCUUCUAUCGCUCGUUCGAGCAGCUGUCGCCCGAAUACCAGGAAGCAGUUGAAGCGCACAUGCACUCCAUCGCGCAGGUCUGGGACCUCCCAAUGCUCCGCCGCUCUUCCGCCUCCGCCCUCUCCCCUUCCGCGGACGAGCAGCAGGCGGAGCCAUCCGCGGAACCAGCAGGCGCAGAGGCAGCAGCAGGGGCAGCAGGAACAGGCGGAGCAGAAGCAGGUGGAGAUGAGAACAAAGAAGCAGGAGAAGACCCGGAAUCGGGGGCGGUAUCCUGGGCGGCAGCAGCAGCGGCAGGAGCGGCAGUGACAGCAGCAACAACAGUCGCAGCAGCAGCGGCGGUGGGGGAAACAGCAGCGGUCGAGGUGCUGGGGGAAAUGGCGGAGGCUGUGGUGGGCGGAGAGGGGGACUGCGGAGAGGGGGGAGAGGCUAAGAAUGGGGGGAUGUGGCGGAACGGCGAGGAGGGGAUUGGGUUUAUGGCGCACACACAGGAGCCGAUCAGGGCGGUGGUGCAUCCCUUGUUCGUCUAUGCGUGGGGACACAUGGUGAGUAGUGCUGGGGGAAUAGAAGCAACACAUCAGGCUGUAGGGGGUGAACACACAGGAACCGAUCAGGGCGGUGGUGCAUCCGCUGUGUGUGUACGCGUGGGGGCACAUGGUGGCUUGGCUGACCAGGCUGUGCCUCGCUCUGCUGGGGUUCCGCAGGUAUGUCUCCCCAUCCGGCCUCCACUACUAUCACCGACCGGGGUGGAAGGAGCAGAAGGGAAACAAGACACUUGGGCACGUCUCUUCCUCCAGCCUCCAUGUGUGUUUGGCCCCUCCAUGUGUGUUUGGCCCCUCCAUGUGUGUUUGGCCCCUCCAUGUGUGUUUGGCCCCUCCAUGUGUGUUUGGCCCCUCCAUGUGUGUUUGGCCCCUCCAUGUGUGUUUGGCCCCUCCAUGUGUGUUUGGCCCCUCCAUGUGUGUUUGGCCCCUCCAUGUGUGUUUGGCCCCUCCAUGUGUGUUUGGCCCCUCCAUGCACGUCUCUUCCUCCAGCCUCCAUGUGUGUUUGGCCCCCUACAGCAAAGACACGUCUCUUCCUCAGGCCUGCAUUACUUUCACCGACCGGGGUGGAAGGAGCAGAAGGGAAACAAGGCGCACAAGGCAGAGGCGGAGGCGGAGAGCGGUGCAGAUGGGUACGACGCGGUGGUGUUCAUCCACGGGCUGGGCAUCGGCCUCACGCCCUACCUCGCCUUCAUUCACAUGCUGCUCGCCGCGUUUGGGAACAAGCCAUUCAUCGUGGUCGAGCUGCCCCACCUCGCCUGCCAGCUCACGUCUGCGUCGCCCACCAUCGAGGAAGUGUCUGCUGCAUUGGUCGAGACGCUGUGCAAGCACGGGUACAAGCGCGUGGCGUAUGUCGGUCACUCGUACAGCACCUUCAUUGCUGCCACUCUCCUGCGCCGCCAUCGGUCAAUGAUAGCAGCAAUGAGCAUCAUCGACCCUGUCUGCCUGCUGCUCUGCCUGCCGAAAGUGCUGCACACGUUUGUCUACAGCCUCCCCGGCGGAGACCACUUGGCUGCAUGGAUAGGCGAGGCGGUGCGCUGGGUGCUGUGCUCGCGGGAGCUGCAGGUAGCUCGAAGCAUCUGCCGCGGCUUCUCAUGGCAGGAGUACCUGGUGUGGGGCGAUGAGCUGCCGCCUGCCUCUCUGGUGAUGCUGGCAGGGGACGACCAGCUGGUGCCAUCGCCACAGGUGCAGAGCCACCUGGCACGCCACAAUGUGAAUGUGAUUUACAACGAUGGGUUCCAGCAUGCAGAGUUCCUCACAAGGCCCGAUGUUCAGCACAAAUUCGUUAUGGCGUUUGCAGCUACAUGCGCCAAGGUCAGCCACAAGCACGCGAACUAA
Molecule: messenger RNA, 2670 nt
Organism: Closterium sp. NIES-65
Lineage: Eukaryota; Viridiplantae; Streptophyta; Zygnematophyceae; Desmidiales; Closteriaceae
Source: the annotation of a GenBank genome assembly